AUAGUGGACUAUCGCGCUUAGUCCAUUGAGCCGCAAUCAGCAAAGUGGUAAACACGAUGGAAGCGAUGUUUAUUUUGUGUUCAAAUUGAUAAGUUUUUGACUAAUUUUAAUAUUCUACAAAUUUGUGAAUACUAUGAGCGAUAUAAUUGACCAGUCGGACUCGGAACCAUUUGAGGAGUUUGGUUCGAAAUCGGAUUCUAAACCAUAUCAGGAGUCUGGUUCGGAAUUCGUGUUUUCAGAUGAAGAUUAUGAAGAAUCAUCAGACAAACCUUCUGGUACUGACCCACCAACAUCCAGGGAAGUUAAGAGUAGAAAGCGAGUUCGCCAUGAAAAAAAGUGGAAUAGAAGUGUUGCCAAGAAGAAACGAUGUGCUGGUGGAGAGUAUACAACUAGAACCAAUAGAGUUGCUCCUGCAAAGUCUUUCAGUCCAUGUGUAUGCGGUUGUAAACAUCACUGUAACAAUUUGAUUCCUGAGGAACGUCAAAGAGCUUUGCAUCAACACUUCCAUUCAUUGGAUAACUUUGAUUUUUAAACCGCGCACCUUUUUUCCUUAAUCAAAGUUGAAAAUAAAUUGCGCACGUACACUGGAAUUCCACAAAGUAGAAGGGAAAAGGAUCUAGAAUUCCAUCAGAGGAAGGCUAAAGCAGCAAGGGAUCGCCUGAAGCAUGAUAUUCAACGUGAAAAAAAUAGUGAAGUUUCUGUUAUAUGUUUCGAUUUAAUGAAAACAUUACCGACACCCGUCUUAACGACUGGAAUUUGUUAUUAUAAGAGGCAAUUAUGGACGUAUUGUUUCAACGUUCAUAAAAUGGGUACUGAUAAUUCCUAUAUGUUUAUUUGGGACGAAUCCGUCGCAUCUCGGGGACCCCUAGAGGUCGGUUCCUGCCUGUUGCAUUAUAUUAAGAAUUUUCCAACAUCAAGAAAAAUAAUCAUGUAUUCCGAUCAGUGGGGGCGCCAGAACCGUAAUAUAAAACGGCAUCUCCAGAUUUUAAUGUCGAAGAAAUUGAUCAUAAAUUCCUGGUGAGUGGCCAUUCCUAUCUCCCUAUCUCUCCCUAACAUUACGAACAGAAAACAGUCGGAGACAAAAACCAAGGUGGAAUGACUGAAAAUCCAAUGGUUAUGGGAGGGUUGGAUAAUACUGCGCUCCAGUGUAACUACAUAACUAUCUAUAAAAGCUAUGACUUCGUAUGCAUCACAUGAUCGCCCUUGCGACCUAGUAACCCCGCCCCGCGCGGCAGUGGCCCACGGUCAGUGGUAUGAGUUGUACGUCUAUACAGAACUUUUGCGCGCAUUUCUUAUAAUUUUUCUGUGACUGACGUAUCCAGGUAUGUACUUCUUUUUGUGGUCAAAAUUAUGUUGUUAUAAUGUAUUUUGUAGCGUAAUUUGGUGUUAUUUAAAGUAGAUUCGAGUUUUAAAAUUUUGUUUGUAAAAUUCUGUUGUGGUGGCAAAACAAAAUGGCGUAGGCUGAAAAUGCCGCGCUCAGGGCGCGGUAUUAUCAAUUGCAUAUUACAAAUAUCUAUUUUUUCUUUUACAGAUGACUGAAAGUGCACCAAAAAGAAAAAAGGGGUCAUGGGAUCCACUCCAAAUGCAAGCUGCUUUAGAAGCUGUAAAGAGUGGGAAAUAAAUGAAAGAAGUAGCAAUAUCAUUUAUGCUUCCGGAAUCUUCAAUUAGAGAAAAAAAAGGAGAAUACUAUGACCCUCUACUUGGCCGAAAGGCAACAUUUUCAAAAUAAGAUGAAAAGGAGUUAGCUGGCCAUAUUAUUAUUAAGUUGGCUAAAACAUUUUUUGGAAUCUCACAGCAACAGCUACGCAAUUUGGCUUAUGAGUUCGCGGUUGCAAAAAAUAUUAAACAGUUUUUCAACAGAGAAGAGCAUGGCUGGUAAGUGUUGGGUGUAUGCGUACCUGAGAUCUCUUUACGACUUCCAGAGCUAACAAGCAUGAAUAGAGUGUUGGGUUUUAGUAAAUCCGAAAUUGCAUUGUUUUUUCGCAAUUUGGAAGAAAUGACAGAGAUAAUGCUUAUCCAGCAAAACGAAUAUUCAAAUUUGAUGAAACAGGUAUUAUAACUGUUCAAAGACCUGGAAAAAUUUAUGCACCUAAAGGAAUUAAGCAAGUUGGCAAAAUUACAAGCGGAGAACGUGGGCAAAAUGUCACAGUUGUUUGUGCUAUGAAUGCAUCGGGAACUUCAUUAUUCCCACCCAUUUUUAUAUAUCCACGCCAAAGAAUCAAAGCCAGUCUCAAGAUUCGAGGGGCCUAUUGGAGCAGAAUAUGAGUUUGAAUAUAUGUUUAAAGUCUGGGUCGAUCAUCGAAGAACUUUUUGAGAAAUGGCUUCGUCACUUUGCCAAAUAUAUUACUGCAACAGGUAAAAACCACACUCUACUAAUUCUUGACAAUCAUGCUAGUCACUUGUCCCCCCGCACACUUCCCAUAGGAUGCAGCCUCUGGAUGUCACUUUCUACAGUCCAUUGAAGACAGCUUAUCAUAAAGAGUGUGACUUAUAUAUGAAAAACCAUCCAUAUGAAAAAAUUACUCAUGAUGUUAUUGCUUCAAUAUUUAAUAAAGCUUAUUUGAGAGUAGCUUCGAUGGACAAGGCAGUAAAAGGUUUCGAAGUGACUGGCAUUCAUCCCAUAAACCCCAACGUGUUUGAUGAUGAUGAUAUCAGACCCAAUUGUUGAAGACUUACUACUCGAAACGAAAAUUCAUUCAACAAUGACAUAGCAACGGAAGCACUCUCUACACAUGUUUCAAAUAAAACCGAAUCUGUUGCUAGUACUUCGCGUAGUAACAUUUUAGAGAUAUUGAGCCCAGUGCCUCGAAAAAUUCAGAAAAUUAAAAAACGUUCAAAGAAA
This is a messenger RNA of Diorhabda carinulata, 2842 nucleotides long. RefSeq lists its product as uncharacterized. The transcript has 2 exons. Bases 134 to 532 code for a protein of 132 amino acids. The record is from RefSeq and is a predicted model, not a curated record. Lineage: Eukaryota; Metazoa; Arthropoda; Insecta; Coleoptera; Chrysomelidae.